Aureobasidium namibiae CBS 147.97 is the source of this 1602-nucleotide messenger RNA. RefSeq names its product beta-glucan synthesis-associated. The record is from RefSeq and is a predicted model, not a curated record. Gene Ontology annotation, cellular component: endoplasmic reticulum membrane; plasma membrane. NCBI's taxonomy places the organism in Eukaryota, Fungi, Ascomycota, Dothideomycetes, Dothideales, Saccotheciaceae. The transcript has 3 exons. The coding region runs from base 1 to 1602 and encodes 533 amino acids. Gene Ontology annotation, biological process: (1->6)-beta-D-glucan biosynthetic process; fungal-type cell wall organization. Gene Ontology annotation, molecular function: glucosidase activity.
AUGCCGUUUUUCCCGUAUCUCGACGACAGACUCGGCGCCCCGGUCACAGAAGAACAAGGCUACAGUUUUCCUCUGUACUGGCAUGAGAAAGAAUGGGACGAUGACAUGCACCUGCCGAUGGUCGACGAUGACAAGAACUUCAAGCCCACACUACGGGAGCGCUUCUCACGAAGAAAUCUGCAGGAUACGCUCGGUCUGGUGCUCAUGAUAGUUGGUCUGCUCAGCGUUUUCAUCAUGUUGCCCGUACUCAGCUGGUCAGGCAUAAACAUCAUCGGAUACAAUGAUACGCCACUAGACCAGAUGUGGGGAUAUGGCGACAACGAAGUGACGUGGGCAACAGUCAAUGCUAGUCGGAAAUGGCCGCUUCUGAAGAAUAUGCGUACUGGUCUGAUCGACCCAGACACACCCAAAGCAGAGAGAACGAGAGUCGGUGUCAAUGGCGAUAAGCUCAAUCUGGUUUUCAGCGACGAAUUCAACGAUAUCAACAGGACGUUCUACCCUGGCGAUGAUCCAUAUUGGUUCGCUCCAGACAUUUGGUACGGAGCGACCAGAGAUCUCGAGUGGUAUGAUCCGGAUGCGGUUAAUACAUGGGACGGAGCUCUACAUCUUCAACUCGACGCCUUUGGUAACCACGGUCUCCAAUUCCGCAGUGGCAUGUUGAACUCAUGGAACCAACUAUGUUUCAAGGGAGGAAUGAUGGAAGUCUCGGUGAGUUUGCCCGGUCCUGCUGGUGUGCAUGCCCUAUGGCCAGGCGCCUGGAGUCUCGGCAACCUCGGUCGACCUGGAUAUCUAGCUACGACGGACGGUACAUGGCCAUACACCUACGACGACUGCGAUGCCGGAAUAACCCCGAACCAAUCUGACAGUAGUGGUAUGAACAAGCUACCGGGACAGAAGCUUGCCAACUGCGUAUGUCCGGGCCAAGAUCACCCCACUCCAGGCAAAGGACGUGGAGCUCCUGAGAUCGAUGUCAUUGAGGUGUCAGCCGAUUAUUCUGGACUUGGUCUUGGUGUGGCAACUCAAAGUUAUCAGAUUGCUCCCUUCGAUGUCUGGUGGUAUCCUGACGCAAAUUUCAUGGAGAUCCCGGAUUACAGCCUUUCUUUCUUGAAUACAUGGACAGGAGGACCGUUUCAACAAGCAGUGUCUACAACCACGAUGUUGAACAACGGUUGGUACGAUGGAAAGGCAUAUCAGCGGUACGCCUUCGAGUAUGUGCCCGGAGUUACGGAAGAUAGUUUCAUUGCGUGGACGGUUGCUGGACAAGAGAUGAUGAAGUUUGAUGCUAGAGCGAUUGGACCGAAUGGUAACGUUGGACAGAGGAUCAUCAGCGAAGAGCCAAUGUCGAUGAUCCUCAACCUGGGUAUCUCUGAGAACUGGGUAGCGAUCAACUGGACAGCCGUGUCGUUCCCAGCAAUCAUGCGCGUUGACUAUGUAAGAAUCUACCAGAAAGAGGGCGAGGAGAGUGUGACGUGCGACCCGCCGGGCUUCGAGACGACCGAGUACAUCAAAAGCCACCCAGAGGCAUACGAAAACCCUAAUUACACGACUUGGGGCGAUACUGGGUAUGAAUGGCCUCGCAAUUCAUUGAUGCAUGGUUGUUGA